Carassius carassius (crucian carp) is the source of this 976-nucleotide messenger RNA. Its product is annotated as ER membrane protein complex subunit 5-like. The record is from RefSeq and is a predicted model, not a curated record. The coding region runs from base 101 to 493 and encodes 130 amino acids. Gene Ontology annotation, cellular component: plasma membrane; Golgi apparatus; EMC complex. The transcript is spliced from 4 exons. NCBI's taxonomy places the organism in Eukaryota, Metazoa, Chordata, Actinopteri, Cypriniformes, Cyprinidae.
CAACCGGAAGUGCGAUUGGUGCGGCGGUGGUGACGGAGCGCUCAUUGAAGAGUGCUUCACGCGCUUCAGCAGUAGCUCAAUCGGUUGUGCUCGAGUGAAAAUGGCCUCGUCCUUCUGGAAAGGUGUUGUCGGUGUGGGCCUUUUCGCUCUGGCACACGCAGCGUUUUCCGCGGCGCAGCACCGAUCCUACAUGCGACUGACAGAAAAAGAGAACGAAACAUUACCUAUAGAUAUAAUGUUACAGACUUUGUUAUCGUUUGUGAUCACGUGUUACGGCAUAGUUCACAUCUCAGGUGAAUUCAAAGACAUGGAUGCUGCUUCAGAGCUCAAAAACAAGACAUUUGACACAUUGAGAAAUCACCCGUCAUUCUACCUGUUCAAUCACCGAGGCCGAGUGCUCUUCUGCCCUCCAGAGCAAGAGCCGUCCACUCCCAGCACACAGGCCUUGCCCUCCAAUCCCCUGCGGUUACGCAAGCUGGAAAAUUAUCAUUGAAACUGACCUUCAGUGGGCUGCCCUGUCCGCUUUCAUUUGUUUCUUUCUUAAAUUUAAUUGAUUAGCUCCUCGGUUAAAAGGAAAAUAAGCAUAUUUUCCUGUCUUGUUGUUUAUGUGAAUAUGCUGUACAAACAUGCAUCUCUCGUGGUUACUAUUUUGUCAAUGGACUGUGCCAACUCCUUUUACAGCUGAUAUGUUUGUAAAUACUUGUUAUUGCCUGGGAGUCUUAAAUCUGUAGGUUACGGCUGUAGCCCUUGGCUUGGCUGUCGCACACAGGGCAUGAAUCCUACAUGUACAAUGUCGGUUUGCCUCGUUUUUUGCUGAACUGACCCUAACUGCAACUGGUUCUUCCCUGUCCCCAUCUGAAUUGAGGUCAGUGUUGUGGACCAUAAAUUGUAUUAAUGUUCAGAAGCAGUAGCUCUGAUUCACGAACUUCAGAUUUGAGCUCAUAAUACUGAAAAUUAUUAAAACUAUUAAAACAUG